GCGUGGCCGGUGGGUGUGGACUCUCCCAGCUGAAGGAGAAGUUGGAGAAGUUGGACUCUGUGAGGGGGCGGGGCUCCGGCUGCCUGGAGACUUGUGAUUGGUUGCUGUGAGUGUCAGUCCCGUUUCCCGGGCUAUGAUUGGCCGCCCGCUGUGUGAGGCGGUAUUACACCUGACGGGCGGACAGGGUGACCCGCGGGAGAUGGCGGACUCCGGGGAAUCGCUAACUCGCAGGAAGAGAGCUGCCCAGCGGGGGAACAGUGUGAGCGGGAGCCCCCGGGAGGGACCCGGAGAGGAGACCGCGCUCAGCGACCCCGGGAUACGGUGAGACACCAUAACCACUGACACCAUAACCACUGACAGCCACCAUAACCACUGACAGACAGCCACCAUAACCACUGACAGGGACCAUAACCACUGACAGGGACCAUAACCACUGACACCAUAACCACUGACACCAUAACCACUGACACCAUAACCACUGACACACACCAUAACCACUGACACCGCCACUGACACCAUAACCACUGACAGGGACCAUAACCACUGACACACACCAUAACCACUGACACCAUAACCACUGACACCAUAACCACUGACAGGGACCAUAACCACUGACACCAUAACCACUGACAGACAGCCACCAUAACCACUGACACCAUAACCACUGACACCAUAACCACUGACGGGACCAAACUGCCUGACACCAUAACCACUGACAGGGACCAUAACCACUGACAGGGACCAUAACCACUGACACACACCAUAACCACUGACAGGGACCAUAACCACUGACACCAUAACCACUGACAGCCACCGCCAUAACCACUGACACCAUAACCACUGACACCGCAUAACCACUGACACCAUAACCACUGACACCAUAACCACUGACAGGGACCAUAACCACUGACACCAUAACCACUUACAGGGACCAUAACCACUGACAGCCACCAUAACCACUGACAGGGACCAUAACCACUGACAGGGACCAUAACCACUGACAGACAGCCACCAUAACCACUGACAGCCACUGACACACCAUAACCACUGACACACCAUAACCACAGACACCAUAACCACAGACACCAUAACCACUGACAGACAGCCACCAUAACCACUGACACCAUAACCACUGACACCAUAACCACCGACAGACACCAUAACCACUGACACCAUAACCACUGACAGACAGCCACCAUAACCACUGACAGACACCCACCAUAACCACUGACACCAUAACCACUGACACCCACCAUAACCACUGACACCAUAACCACUGACAGCCAGCCACCAUAACCACUGACAGCCAGCCACCAUAACCACUGACAGCCAGCCACCAUAACCACUGACACCAUAACCACUGACAGACAGCCACCAUAACCACUGACACCAUAACCACUGACAGCCAGCCACCAUAACCACUGACAGACAGCCACCAUAACCACUGACACCAUAACCACUGGGACCAUAACCACUGGGACCAUAACCACUGACAGGGACCAUAACCACUGACAGACAGCCACCAUAACCACUGACAGGGACCAUAACCACUGACAGACAGCCACCAUAACCACUGACAGGGACCAUAACCACGGACACCAUAACCACUGACAGACACCCACCAUAACCACUGACACCAUAACCACUGACAGACAGCCACCAUAACCACUGACAGACAGACACCAUAACCACUGACACCAUAACCACUGACACCAUAACCACUGACACCAUAACCACUGACAGGGAGGGACCAUAACCACUGACACCAUAACAACUGACAGGGACCAUAACCACUGACACCCAGCCACCAUAACCACUGACACCCAGCCACCAUAACCACUGACACCAUAACCACUGACAGACAGGGACCAUAACCACUGACACCAUAACCACUGACAGCCACAGACCAUAACCCCUGACAGGGAGGGACCAUAACUACUGACUAACACCAUAACCACUGACAGGCAGACACCAUAACCAGUGACAGGGACCAUAGACACUGACUGACACCACUGACAGACACCAUAACCACUGGUUUUGUUACCGGUGUGGGAGCGGAGGGAUGUUUUUGCCAAUGCUAGAAAUGCUGGCUAGGGAGUUUCCAGUGCAACCGUAGUGCAUAACUUCAUUGGAUGUAUCUGGUUCGGUGGAUUGUUUAUACCGAAUAGCGCCGCCACAUAUUCGUCUAUACGAGGUGUGAACUGAGUUAAUGAGCGGCACACUCCAUAGCUGGGUGGUCUACGGUUGAUGAAUAAAACCGUGGGAACCACUUAAGGGAAUGGAUUUUGACGAACGGUCUGGCAAAACAGGGGAAACCUGCAAAGCCAAGGGAGUAUGUCUCGUACAGUCAUUGUUAUUUUCACACAGAGUUGGUAUAAAAUAUGAUAGCAGGGUCCAUUCUGCUACAACUGUAUUAACUCAAUUAUCUCCUGGCAGAAAAACACAUAUUUUAUAAAACCCAAAAAGUACCCCUAAAACUCAUGGAAACCCUAUAAACGUUAUAUGCCCUGGUAGCCCCGAUUUGGGUGAACAACAUAUCCAAAAAUCACCCAGAUCGAUUCAGGGGUUUCGGGAUUUCCAUGGAGGUCUUGUUUUAACCCACCGCACACAGAAUUAUUGUCCAAAAAGAGUUCCAGGAAAUCAGGCUGUGUGGUCGCUCCACAUCGGGGAUUCGAAGUAGCAUAUAAAAUACCGAACGUAAAGCUUCGGGAGUAGUCUCAGUUUAUGUCUCUCGUUUGGGAGUUUAUACCCACCGAACGCCGUUCGAUUUCCCAUUCGAAUAUCCGAACAUCAGUGGAAGGUGUGUGUCCGGCGAUGUUCGCGCUGUCGAGUGUCCGAUUUGAGUUCCAUACACUCAAUGACCAAACACUGCUCAUUGUGCUCGCGGCCACGUGUUUGAACCGCUUCAGGACUUUGAAGUGCCGCUUCACCAACAGAUUAUUACAGGGGCCAUAGUCACAGGGCAGGAGGCUGGCAAGCAGGCUUCUCCAAAAGACAGAGGCGAGGUUACUUUUGCCACAAGUAUGCACUCCCUGCGUCUGGCUGGAUCCCCUAUCUGUGUAUAGUACGCACUCCCUGCGUCUGGCUGGAUUCCCUAUCUGUGUAUAGUCCGCACUCCCUGCGCCUGGCUGGAUCCCCUAUCUGUGUAUAGUCCGCACUCCCUGCGCCUGGCUGGAUCCCCUAUCUGUGUAUAGUCCGCACUCCCUGCGCCUGGCUAGAUCUGUGUAUAGUCCGCACUCCUUGCGCCUGGCUAGAUCUGUGUAUAGUCCUCACUCCCUGCGCCUGGCUAGAUCUGUGUAUAGUCCGCACUCCCUGCGCCUGGCUAGAUCUGUGUAUAGUCCGCACUCCCUGCGCCUGGCUAGAUCUGUGUAUAUUAGUCUCACUAUGUUUAUAUAAUACGUGUGUUUGUUCACACUCAAUGCUACUCCCCUCCCCCAGCUCGCACUCUGUAUACACAAGGUGUGUCUGUGUACUAUAACCUGUCUGCAUGGCCCAUUAUCCUACACGUGGAUUUCUCUUCUUCAUACAGUGUGAACAUUAUCCAAAAACAUGUUUUCUGGGGGGGCACGGCCCCCUUACCGUCUUACUUGUGAUGUCUGGGUGGACACGUUUCCGCUCACUAGAAACGUAGAAUGCGACGGCAGAUAAGAACCAUUCGGCCCAUCUAGUCUGCCCAAUUUUCUAAAUACUUUCAUUAGUCCCUGGCCUUAUCUUAUAGUUAGGAUAGCCUUAUGCCUAUCCCACGCAUGCUUAAACUCCUUUACUGUGUUAACCUCUACCACUUCAGCUGGAAGGCUAUUCCAUGCAUCCACUACCCUCUCAGUAAAGUAAUACUUCCUGAUAUUAUUUUUAAACCUUUGUCCCUCUAAUUUAAGACUAUGUCCUCUUGUUGUGGUAGUUUUUCUUCUUUUAAAUAUAGUCUCCUCCUUUACUGUGUUGAUUCCCUUUAUAUAUUUAAAUGUUUCUAUCAUAUCCCCCCUGUCUCGUCUUUCCUCCAAGCUAUACAUGUUAAGAUCCUUUAACCUUUCCUGGUAAGUUUUAUCCCGCAAUCCAUGAACCAGUUUAGUAGCCCUUCUCUGAACCCUCUCUAAGGUAUCAAUAUCCUUCUGAAGAUACGGUCUCCAGUACUGUGUACAAUACUCCAAGUGAGGUCUCACCAGUGUUCUGUACAAUGGCAUGAGCACUUCCCCUCUUUCUACUGCUAAUACCUCUCCCUAUACAACCAAGCAUUCUGCUAGCAUUUCCUGCUGCUCUAUUACAUUGUCUGCCUACCUUUAAGUCAUCUGAAAUAAUCACCCCUAAAUCCCUUUCCUCAUAUGUUUAGGUUAGGACUCUAUCAAAUAUUCUGUACUCUGCCCUUGGGUUUUUACGUCCAAGAUGCAUUAUCUUGCAUGUCAGCUCCGUAUAUCCUGCGUACGCUACCAGAGAGGAGUCCUAGCAUUUAGUGGGGCAAGUUAUGUAAAAAGAAACCCACGGAUGAUAUAUUAGGCCGUAUUGUCACAAUUGAUUUACCGGUCUUUGACUCCAUUAUCUCCCAGACACAGAGACGCCUGGGUGGGGAUUGUAUGUUACUCUAUGGAGACCCCAUGUUGGGGAUCUGUCCUUGAAUAAAGCCUCAGUAGUUCUCCCAGAACUAUGUGUCGUCCGGUUACUGGGGGAAUGGAGCUAUGGUAGUGCCUUGUUCCACUUCGUGAAGAGGUGGUGGAGAAAGUCCUGUUUAGGACUAGAGCUCUGCUAUAGUCAUUUUAUUCAGAUCCUGUCUGUGCGUAAUCUUAAAAUCUAUUUCAUGUAAACAAUGAAUCUUCUUCCUUAACUUGCAAAAAGGCUUCUCCCACUUGUUUACAUGGAAAUACUUCCCUAUAUUUUAACAUUUUAUUAAAUAAUGAGUAAUAUGGAGGAUGGCCUUUAAACUAUCUGCUAAAGGCUUUGUUUGUUUGUUUAUUUAUUUAUUAAUAAACUCUUCAAAUGCUGGAUGUUUUUCAAUUUCCUUUCUAGCCAUUAGAAAUGUAAUUCUGAUAAAACUGUAACAUUCGGUAUCUGGUGUUAAAUUAUCAAAUGACAUGAUUUUGCCCAGUGAGCAAUCUGGGACAGGUUAUUAAUGUUAUCAUUUGUCCAUAUCUGGAAUAUAAGACAGUCGGACUUCGAGCAGAGCAGAAAGUUAUUUAUCUAUACUUCGUGGUGUCAAUCCAUGCCAGUUUGAAUUAAGAUCAAUUAUUCACGUUAUCGCUAAGAGUAGCGGGUUAACAGUAAUCCCGUUUAAGAAAGUGAGUUAUCAAUAAUAUUAUCGUGUAUAUUAUUUAAUGUUCUGAGAGGAAUAGCUCUAGAAGGAAAUCCUAAUCUUGAUAUUACAUUGAUUGUAUUAAUACGUACACACUCUAUGCUCCAGGGAAACGAUCGUAAAACCCAUCUAAAUGUAUAGCAUGGGAGUAAAACCUAUUGAAAUGGGUCUUUCUGCCAGCUGUCAAUGAGCAAUUCAGCCCAAGAAUGAAUUGAGAGAGAGAGAGAGAGAGACCACCCACAGGCAGUCAGCACCCUCUCCAUGCAGAGCAUCCACAGUGCGAGGCUGGACCGGAUGGUAAGGUCAGUCUCUUUCUAUACUGACUGCCAGGUGUAAAGGGCGGAGCUUAUAACAACGAUUGACAGGGAGCUAAGAUGGAGGCGGCUCUCUCUAUACUGACUGCCAGGUGUAAAGGGCGGAGCUUAUAACAAUGAUUGACAGGGAGCUAAGAUGGAGGUGGCUCUCUCUAUACUGACUGCCAGGUGUAAAGGGCGGAGCUUAUAACAAUGAUUGACAGGGAGCUAAGAUGGAGGUGGCUCUCUCUAUACUGACUGCCAGGUGUAAAGGGCGAAGCUUAUAACAAUGAUUGACAGGGAGCUAAGAUGUAGGUGGCUCUCUCUAUACUGACUGCCAGGUGUAAAGGGCGGAGCUUAUAACAAUGAUUGACAGGGAGCUAAGAUGGAAGUGGCUCUCUCUAUACUGACUGCCAGGUGUAAAGGGCGGAGCUUAUAACAAUGAUUGACAGGGAGCUAAGAUGGAGGUGGCUCUCUCUAUACUGACUGCCAGGUGUAAAGGGCGGAGCUUAUAACAAUGAUUGACAGGGAGCUAAGAUGGAGGCGGCUCUCUCUAUACUGACUGCCAGGUGUAAAGGGCGGAGCUUAUAACAAUGAUUGACAGGGAGCUAAGAUGGAGGCGGCUCUCUCUAUACUGACUGCCAGGUGUAAAGGGCGGAGCUUAUAACAAUGAUUGACAGGGAGCUAAGAUGGAGGUGGCUCUCUCUAUACUGACUGCCAGGUGUAAAGGGCGGAGCUUAUAACAAUGAUUGACAGGGAGCUAAGAUGGAGGCGGCUCUCUCUAUACUGACUGCCAGGUGUAAAGGGCGGAGCUUAUAACAAUGAUUGACAGGGAGCUAAGAUGGAGGUGGCUCUCUAUACUGACUGCCAGGUGUAAAGGGCGGAGCUUAUAACAAUGAUUGACAGGGAGCUAAGAUGGAGGUGGCUCUCUCUAUACUGACUGCCAGGUGUAAAGGGCGGAGCUUAUAACAAUGAUUGACAGGGAGCUAAGAUGGAGGUGGCUCUCUCUAUACUGACUGCCAGGUGUAAAGGGCGGAGCUUAUAACAAUGACUGACAGGGAGCUAAGAUGGAGGUGCUGAGCUGCUGGGUAUGGUGGGUGAAUUUUUCUAUUUGAUUUCACACCUCACUAAUACUUGUUUGUUAAAUAUAAGGAAAGGUAAAUAUCUUAAAAGUUUAGGGAAAUGCUAUUUUCUAUUUAAAUUGUCCCUAAUUUUAGAGUAGGUUCGCUAUAUUAAGGCAGCGAUAUUGCAGUGAAUUUCCAGUGGCCUAUUAAUGUAUUGUUAGUUCUUCUAAUAAUCCCAGCCAUGAAGUCCUUGACCCAGCUGACUUGGAUUCUGAAUUUAAAAGAAGAAAAACUACCACAACAAGAGGCCAUAGUCUUAAAUUAGAGGGACAAAGGUUUAAAAAUAAUAUCAGGAAGUAUUACUUUACUGAGAGGGUAGUGGAUGCAUGGAAUAGCCUUCCAGCUGAAGUGGUAGAGGUCAACACAGUAAAGGAGUUUAAGCAUGCGUGGGAUAGGCAUAAGGCUAUCCUUACUAUAAGAUAAGACUAGGGACUAAUGAAAGUAUUUAGAAAAUUGGGCAGACUAGAUGGGCCGACUGGUUCUUAUCUGCCGUCACAUUCUAUGUUUCUAUGGAUGGUCUAAUGGUGUAACAGUCCUUUUCCUGUUAAUGAUGCUCAUUCAGGGAGCUAAGAUGGAGGUGGCUCUCUAUACUGACUGCCAGGUGUAAAGGGCGGAGCUUAUAGGGCUAACGAGCCAGAAGGUCCUGUCUACAUGUCAUGUGGAUUUUUGCUGGAGAAAUCCCAUCUUCUGGGCUUUAUCACACAUUAACUUUACAAUUUCAUACCAAAAAAAAUAAAAAUCAAACAGUCAUUCACUGAUCUCUCCUCUUCCCUUGCAGAUGCCACAAACUCCAGGAGUCUCUCCUCAGCUCAGCCAGCGGCUACAGCAACUACCGCGGCGUUCUGAACUGGUGUGUGGUUAUGCUGGUGAGUAUGAAGCAGUUCUGGGCAUCACGCUCAGUUGAGGGAGAGCUGUGUGUGUGUGUGUGUGUGUAUGUGUAUGUGUGUGUAUAUGUAUAUAUAUAUACACACACACACACACACACACACACACACACACACACACACACACACACACACACACACACACACACACACACACACACACACACACACACACUCUGCUAGAGCAUGCCAUGCAAAUUAAUUUAACCCCACUAUGGGAAAAAUCAUUGACCACACAUGAUGCAUUUUUUUACAAAUGUCAUUCAGAGUGUCAUGGGAGAAAGGCCUUGCCCUAAACAUUGAAUGGCUCUUCAGGUGUGUGUAAUGAAAGAGAGAGAGAGAGAUAUAUAUAAUUUGUGUGUUUUAAAAUUAUAUAGCUAGGUGUCAAAAAGAUUGUGAGACCAAAUAUAAUAAAACUCCAAACGUUGCAAUUAGAAAAAUUUAUUUUUGUGCCUCUUCUGCAUAUUUGAAGUUGGUGCCGCUCAGUUAUUGGCUAGUGCACUUUAAGGCUGAAAUGUCCACAGACUGAUGCAACAUUCUUCUGCUGGUCUCGUUAGCCAAAAACACAUUCAAAGCCGUAAGUAGCUACAGAGAAGGUGAUAAUUCUUAUCCAGUCUCCCCGGCCUCACUCUCAUUAUCAACUUUAACCCAUCUCCUCGUCCUCGCGCUCAUUAUCAACUGUAACCCAUCUCCUCGACCUCGCUCUCAUGAUCAACUUUAACCAGCCUCCUCACUCUCAUCAUGGACCCCGACCUUGCUCUAAUCACGGACUGUAACCAGUCUUCUCGCUCCCAUCAUGGACUGUAACCAGUGUCCUCGACCUCGCUCUCAUUAUCAACUGUAACCAGUCUCCCCGACCUCGCUCUCAUUAUCAACUGUAACCAGUCUCCCCGACCUCGCUUUCAUUAUCAACUGUAACCAGUCUCCCCGACCUCGCUUUCAUUAUCAACUGUAACCAGUCUCCUCUGCCUCACUCUCAUUAUGGACUGUAACCAGUCAAAACAAUGUGAUAAUUAACGACACUCCCACAUACAGUACACAAGCCCUCCCCUCUGCCUAUGAUACAAUUAAGGCAGAUAGUGGAUUAAAUUAUCCCCAGACAGUAAAAGCACACAUUAGUCCAAUAAGUACCCCAAAAUACAACAUAUCCCCUUAACACAUCCCCUGAUAACCCCGAUCUGGGAGAACAACAUACUUAAAAAUCACCCAGAUCAGUUCAGGGGUUCAAAAGUUAGCUGGAAGCCUCUUUUUGACCGACUGCAUAGUUUCAUGCCCAAAAUAGUUCCAGAGAAUUAGGCUGUGCAGCCGGUCUAUUUUAACCAGUCAAAGUACCGUUCGAAUUGUCGAACGCUUUUCGAUUCCUGUCGAAGUCCCAGGGAAGGUAACUUUUCAGACGACUCGACGACAAAACACCACUGAACAUGUUCGACUAAACAAGAUAGCCAUUCGAACACGUGGCGGCCACUUCGACUACUUCAACUGUAUCCGAAGUGCCACUUCGACCACUUUGAAAAUUCAAAGAGCCAUUGUUUACAGACCCAAUAAGCACAAUUAGGGUCUCUCAGCCAAAACAAAUUGCAGGGGCCAUAGUCACAGGGUAAAAGGCAGGCAAGUAGUCCCCUCCAAAAACCAGUGUCGAGGUCACUUUCGCCGCAAUUAUUAUUUUUAUGUAAAUAAUAUGCUUAUGUCUAAAUGUAUUAACCUGAUAUGUUUCGACAGAUUUAAAGGGUUACUCCAACUAAAAGCAGUGUUUAUAAUGCUGAGUUACACCUCUAACAGCAAAGUGCAUUAUCUGUGCAUGCGCAGCGUGGGAUUAACCUGUAGAAGCCAUAUCCAUAUUUGGUGUAUGUCUGUGCCUUUCUUUGCUUGUAGGGUAUUGUAUUUGAGUCUGUGAGUAUAGUGAGUGUGCGUAGCUAACGGUUAGAAAGGGGUUAAGAAGAUAAAUAGCUUGAGAGGGGGUAAAGUUGUAGUAUACGGGCUGUUCCGGACUAGAGCUUGGUUAAAUUUAAUAUAGGGGUACAUGGGGAGUUAAACAUAGGGCACAGGGUUUAUUUUACGUUUCGGCUUUGAGAGCUGGAGUUUGAAAAAGAACUCACUGGGCUCCCUGUGUCAAAAAUGAAGCCUAGAAAGCCCAUUGCUAGCAGCAGUUUGUCAUAACAGCCCAUUGGGUAGCCAAGCUCGGUGAUAGAGGAGAAUAUUCGUUAAAUGCAAGGCUGUCUUAUCAAGAAAUAAAAUAGCUAAACGUCAUAUAAUUUGAGGCGACAUUAAGCAGCCGUUGUAAGAUGGGCUUGUCCAUACAGCCAGUUAUUCCAUGCACAUUGCCGCUUCCCUCUGGUUAUCACCACGAGUUCCAUGCACAUUGCUGCUUCCCUCUGGUUAUCACCACGAGUUCCAUGCACAUUGCCGCUUCCCUCUGCUGUUAUCACCACGAGUUCCAUGCACAUUGCUGCUUCCCUCUGGUUAUCACCACGAGUUCCAUGCACAUUGCUGCUUCCCUCUGGUUAUCACCACGAGUUCCAUGCACAUUGCCGCUUCCCUCUGCUGUUAUCACCACGAGUUCCAUGCACAUUGCCGCUUCCCUCUGUUAUCACCACGAGGGGCGAAUUCUGCAGAUUUUAAUGAGGAUGUGUUUUAUUUCAGGUUUUAAGUAAUGCGCGGCUCUUCCUAGAAAACAUUAUUAAGUAAGUAUUUACAUUACCUCUCAUGAUUCUCAGGCAGCAUGUUGCAAGGCGCAGCCAUCCUACGCAGGGAAUGUGACUGGAUUCUGCCAGGAUUGAAUGUUUGAUGUUUAUUAAUGCUACAAAUUUGUUUUAAACACGUUUUUUUUUAUUUUAUUUUUUUUUAUUAUUAUUAUUGUAAAGAUACUUGGUUUUGAUGUAGUUGUAUUUGUAGUGUGAUCUUCUCCAGUGCGCUGCGCCCAAACCAGUAACUGGCCCGGCCACUGCUGGUGCUCGCUCAGCGGCCCGGCCACUGCUGGUGCUCGCUCAGCGGCCCGGCCACUGCUGGUGCUCGCUCAGCGGCCCGGCCACUGCUGGUGCUCGCUCAGCGGCCCGGCCACUGCUGGUGCUCGCUCAGCGGCCCGGCCACUCCUGUUCCUCCCAUAAUGCCCUACUUUGUAUCUAUAGGAGAUGACAUUGUGGAGAAUGCUUUUUAAAUCUUUUUUUUUGAAACCGUUUUACAUCUGGUCCCCAUUUCCUCAUUGAAACCAUAAACAUAAAACUUAAAGAGAAUUGAAACCUAAUUUCCAUCUGUAGAAUGAGUCACCUGUGCAGAUCGCCCUUUUCUGAUUGGUCUGCGCUCCGCACUGACACUACAUGGCUUUUUAGAGUGCUCACCAGGCUGCAUUCUCUACAUACGCCCCAGUGAGGACAGGCAGGGCCUGCACCUUUAAAUCCCUGUCUAAUAUGGGUUAUUUCUUCCCAGGUACGGGAUACUGGUGGAUCCCAUUCAGGUGGUUUCACUGUUUGUCAAGGACCCCUAUAGUUGGCCAGCGCUCUGCCUGGUGCUGGGUAAGUUGUGGUUCUAUAUCUCUAGCAGUGCAGGCUGGCCUGUGGGAUGGGAAAAGGCUCAUCAAUCAAAUAUAUUGGCUGAAAAACAACAUUAAUAUUGGCUUUAUAAAUGGAUGUAGAUGUAGUGUCUGUCAUUAUAGGCUCGUUAAUAUCCCCCCCACCUCUCUGCUAGCCCAUAGUGAGCGUUAAUAGCCCCCCACCUCUCUGCUAGCCCAUAGUGAGCGUUAAUAGCCCCCCACCUCUCUGCUAGCCCAUAGUGAGCGUUAAUAGCCCCCCACCUCUCUGCUAGCCCAUAGUGAGCGUUAAUAGCCCCCCACCUCUCUGCUAGCCCAUAGUGAGCGUUAAUACCCCCCACCUCUCUGCUAGCCCAUACUGAGCGUUACUAACCCCCACCUCUCUGCUAGCCCAUAGUGAGCAUUAAUGGCCCCUAACUCUCUGCUAGCCCAUAGUGAGCGUUAAUGGCCCCUACCUCUCUGCUAUUCCAUAGUGUGCGAUAAUAGCCCCCACCUCUCUGCUAGCCCAUGCUGAGUGUUAAUUGUGUAGCAGAGUGAAGUCCUUCUUACUUGUAGCGUGUGGAUGCCCAGAUGGAACGCGUUGUUGAGUAGCAGUAUAUGUUCUGUCUAUCGCAGGGUCCAAUGUUUUCAUCCUUGGAGCGCUGCACCUGGAGAGAAGAUUGGCAUCGGUGAGUAUGGAAAAGAGCACAGAAUAAGUGUAGUACAGGCAUCGCGUAACACCCUAGAGACUGCCAAAUUGCUGGUGAGCCCAUUUUGAUGGGGAAUAUCUCAAAGUACGAACACCUGGGCCAAACUGGUUCCCGCGUGUGCUAGUAGUGUCUGAGAAUAUUUGUUCCUGCAGGGAUCUUCUUUGUGUUGCGGUAAAAACUAGUUCAGUCACCUCUCGAAUAUCAUCAGCAAGUGAUUGAUUUUUCUCUCCACAGGGCGGCCUGUCUGAACGCUUUGGACUCUUCCUCUACACACUCCUCCUCACAACCAUUCUCUGCCUCCCGGUUCUGGUAGUACUCACCGUCCGUUCAAUAACUCCAGGUAACUAACACUGGGCUUUAUAGAGCCCUCCCAGCCCCGGAAUUAGAGUACCCACCAUUACUCAAAAUUUCUCCCAUAGCUCUGUGUGUGUCACCCUGCAGUGGGAGGUACAGAUUCUGUGUCCCAUAGUUCCCUCUAUGUCACCCUGCAGUGGGAGGUACAGAUUCUGUGUCCCAUAGUUCCCUCUAUGUCACCCUGCAGUGGGAGGGACAGACUCCGUGUCCCAAAGCUCCUUCUGUCUGUGUCACCCUGCAGUGGGAGGGACAGACUCUGUGUCCCAUAGCUCCUUCUGUCUGUCACCCUGCAGUGGGAGGGACAGGCUCUGUGUCCCAUAGCUCCUUCUGUCUGUGUCACCCUGCAGUGGGAGGGACAGACUCUGUGUCCCAUAGCUCCUUCUGUCUGUCUCACCCUGCAGCGGGAGGGACAGACUCCGUGUCCCAUAGCUCCCUUCUGUCUGUCACCCUGCAGUGGGAGGGACAGACUCUGUGUCCAAUAGCUCCUUCUGUAUGUGUCACCCUGCAGUGGGAGGGACAGACUCCGUGUCCCAUAGCUCCUUCUGUCUGUGUCACCCUGCAGUGGGAGGGACAGACUCCAUGUCCCAUAGCUCCCUUCUGUCUGUGUCACCCUGCAGUGGGAGGGACAGACUCUGUGUCCCAUAGCUCCUUCUGUCUGUGUCACCCUGCAGCGGGAGGGACCGACUCUGUGUCCCAUAGCUCCUUUCUCCAGUGGGAGGGACAAAUUCCAUUUCCCAUAAUGCACACUGUUUGUGUCUUCCAGUGGGAGCAGUAUUUGCACUCAGUGUUUACACCAUACUCUUCCUGAAGCUGUUCUCCUAUAAAGAUGUGAAUCUGUGGUGCAGAGCGCGAAGGCUGACACAGGCCCGGACACUGGGCCGAUCACAGUCUGGUGAGUUAUUCGAGCUGAUAAGCUGAUCAGGCUUUAGACUUGACUUCCUCUCAUGUGACUACUGUCUCCAUCAGCAUUGAUCAUUAUUACAAAUUUAGAAAAUUCUGGUCUAAAAUGUUUAACUUCUCAGAUUUCCACAGCUUGAUUAUUUUGUGAUAAAUGUAAGCCUGUGUCCGAGGAUUGUCGUAGCCUGAAACACGUUAAACAUUCCUCUGAUUGUCUCGUUACCUUCUCCACCUGGCAUUUAAUUACAGGGACAGAUGGUGACCUAUUCUACAACUGGAAGUUAUUUAAUAAGAUUAAUUCUGACUCUUCCCAGUGUCAGAGGCGCCACCACUGCCGGAGGAAAAUGUGCCUUGUGCACCAUUUGUGAGCAGUCGGUGAUUUAAUGAAUAUGAUGGACCUUUUCCAGUUAGGGAGGACCCAGCAGCUUAGAAUGUUUAAUACAUUUAUUCAGUCCAGUAACUCCAAUUGUAAAUAUUAUGUAGAGUAAUAAAUAUCGGAUGCCAUGCUGAAUCCUUCUCUUCUUUUCGCCCCCAUCUCCAGUUCCGGUAAUGAAGAAAGCCAAUGGAGAGAUUGGGAAGAAGCAUAUUUCGUACCCAGGAAACCUGACACACAGAGGUGUGAGGGUGACUUCUGGCUAAACUUCUCUUUAAUUGAAUCAGUGGUUUUCUACAGUUCUUCACAUGUUCUCCUUCUCGCCCUCAGAUAUUUAUUACUUUGCGUUUGCCCCUACACUUUGCUAUGAGCUGAACUUUCCUCGAUCUCCAAGAAUCCGCAAGAGAUUCCUUCUGCGUCGUCUAUUUGAGAUGGUGAGCUGUCCUUUCUAACAAAACAGAUUUCUGACACAGUCUGUCAUAUAUACCUUCAUUAUACAGCUAGACUGACACCACACACCAACCCUACAUCAUCCAUACCUUCAUUAUACAGCUAGACUGACACCACACACCAACCCUACAUCAUCUAUACCUUCAUUAUACAGCUAGACUGACAUCACACACCAACGCUACAUCAUCCAUACCUUCAUUAUACAGCUAGACUGACACCACACACCAACCCUACAUCAUCUAUACCUUCAUUAUACAGCUAGACUGACACCACACACCAACCCUACAUCAUCUAUACCUUCAUUAUACAGCUAGACUGACACCACACACCAACGCUACAUCAUCUAUACCUUCAUUAUACAGCUAGACUGACACCACACACCAACCCUACAUCAUCUAUACCUUCAUUAUACCGAUACAUUGUGACCCUACAUGUAGCUGACGUCCUCCUAAUGCACUGUGAAAUUUACAUAUUCUGCUUUUUCCUGUUGUAAUUUUUAUCUAUUUUUCAGUUCUUUCUCAUGCAGUUACUUGUCGGCUUAAUCCAGCAGGUGAGAUUCCAGUACCUAUUUUUUUUCCCACCAUAUAUUUGACUUCCAUCCCACAAUACUUUGGUCUACACUGACCUCUAUCUCCCUACACUUUACUCACACACUGACCUGCAUUCCCCCACACUUUACUCACACACUGACCUCCAUUCCCACACACUGACCUGCAUUCCCCCACACUUUACUCACACACUGACCUGCAUUCCCUCACAUUGACCUGCAUUCCCCCACACUUUACUCACACACUGACCUACAUUGACCUGCAUUCCCCCACACUUUACUCACACACUGACCUGCAUUCCCC
Pelobates cultripes (western spadefoot toad) is the source of this 14716-nucleotide messenger RNA. Lineage: Eukaryota; Metazoa; Chordata; Amphibia; Anura; Pelobatidae. The record is from the annotation of a GenBank genome assembly.